Blepharisma stoltei is the source of this 417-nucleotide messenger RNA. Lineage: Eukaryota; Ciliophora; Heterotrichea; Heterotrichida; Blepharismidae. The record is from the annotation of a GenBank genome assembly.
AUGUCUCUCAAGCCUACAAUUACUCCUAACUGUAUUAAGCCUCGGCCUCCUUCAGCAAACUUUAACAAACCUUUAUUCUUAAACAAGAAAAAGGCAGACGCCAAACUGAUUCCUGAGUAUUUCAGCAAAAAUAUUGCUAUAGCAAACCGACCUAGAAGCUCAUCCAUAACUGAAAGAAGACCCCCAAGCAUCGUGUGAAAAAUGAUGGUAAAGCAAAAUCAAAAUAAAGAAAAUAAUCCGCCCAUCAUUAUGAAAGAUGUCUCAAAAACACCUCCAUUGCCAAAACCAGCCUGCAUGACGACAGAAGUAAAAAACUCAUUUUAUGAGCACAUGAAUAAGCUUGAAGGACAUUUAGACAGCGUCUUAGCCAACGUAGAAGUCCCAGAAGGAUUUUUCUCACCUAUUAAAAAGAAAUAA